Hirundo rustica (Barn swallow) is the source of this 568-nucleotide messenger RNA. Its product is annotated as C-C motif chemokine 4 homolog. Gene Ontology annotation, biological process: cellular response to type II interferon; positive regulation of ERK1 and ERK2 cascade; positive regulation of GTPase activity. The record is from RefSeq and is a predicted model, not a curated record. NCBI's taxonomy places the organism in Eukaryota, Metazoa, Chordata, Aves, Passeriformes, Hirundinidae. Bases 58 to 330 code for a protein of 90 amino acids. The transcript has 3 exons. Gene Ontology annotation, molecular function: chemokine activity; CCR chemokine receptor binding. Gene Ontology annotation, cellular component: extracellular region.
AGAGGCUUCCAAGCUAUCCUUGCCUGCUCCAGCUCCAGCCACCACUUCUCCACCAGCAUGAAGGUGUCUGUGGUUGCCCUCACCAUCCUCAUCGCUGCCUUCUGCUACCAGACCUCUGCUGCUCCACUUGGCUCUGACCCACCAAUCUCCUGCUGCUUCUCCUACAUCUCCCGGCAGCUGCCCCGCAGCUUUGUGAAGGAUUACUAUGAAACCAACAGCCAGUGCUCCCAGCCUGCCGUCGUAUUUAUCACCAGGAAGGGCCGGGAAGUGUGUGCCAACCCCGUGGAGGACUGGGUCCAGCAGUACGUGAAUGAGCUGGAGCUAAACUGAGGUUUUGGACAGAUCCAGCUGCUCCAUGUUCCCAGCUGCUGGGAUGGAUGAAUGUGACCAGCUGGGGUUCAUUGGAAGUGCUUCAAUGUCAUUUAGAGCUAGCAGAGAAACUGAAAACAUUCCAAAAUCUAACUUAAUGUUGUGCUGUUUAGUUUUUUAUAGGGGAGGGAUCAGGUGCAAUAACUCUGAGAUAAAAAAUAAUUUUAUUUAAUAUAUAUAAAAAUAUUUUUAUUUUUUU